Suricata suricatta (meerkat) is the source of this 1851-nucleotide messenger RNA. RefSeq names its product transmembrane protein 132B-like. The transcript has 7 exons. Lineage: Eukaryota; Metazoa; Chordata; Mammalia; Carnivora; Herpestidae. The record is from RefSeq and is a predicted model, not a curated record.
AUGCCGGAGCGCUGCAGGCACGCUGCCAAGGGGCGGUGCCUCUGCUGGGAGCAUGAAGGGGUGGUGGAGCCCUGCGUGGAGUCAAUGCGGGACGGCAAGAGCUACAGUAGCGGCACUGUGGACACACUGGGGCUUAAAGACGCACGCGCGCCUUGCUCCCGAGAACGUGUGAACGCAGUCUCUGUGCUGACGGAAAGGACAGAAGAGGAGGCCUUAGUGAUGGCAGGUGCCGGGCCGUGCACGCCGCUGGCUGCCGCGGCUCCUCUGGGAGACCUCGGGCGACCAGAAGAGAGCGAGGACGAGGAGGACGAGGAGAAGAGGGGGCGGGGCUGCUCCCUGCAGUACCAGCACGCCACGGCGCGCUUGCUCACCCAGUUCGUGGCCGAGGCGCCCGACACGGGCCAGCUGAGCUACCUGCUGGGCCCCGACUGGCAGUUUGACAUCACGGACCUGGUGGUGGAUUUCAUGAAGGUGGAGGAGCCGCGGAUCACGCAGCUACAGGGCGGCAGGACCCUGGUGGGCCGGGAGCCGGGGAUAGCCACCGUGCAGCUUUAACUCACUGUGCUCUCCCUGCUCUCUGACUGCAUCCUGGCCGAGAAGAUGGUGAUCGUCCUGGAUGACCGAUCAGCUGGACAUGCAGCUGGUGGCUGGCUGGUCUCUGCCCUGCAGCCUCACAGAGUGGACAGAAGAGCCGUCGUCUCCAUGGUGGCUGCCCAGGACGUUCUCCAAGCCCCUUUUAAACUCAUUUUUCUUAGUCUUUGGGCUGUGUUCAGUGAUGGUUCUGUGACACCCUUAGACAUUUAUGAUCCCAAGGAUUUUUCAGUUACUGUGUCAUCCUUGGAUGAAAUGGUGGUGUCUGUCCAGGCAAACCUUCAGUCCAAAUGGCCGGUUGUGGUUGCAGAGGGUGAAGGGCAAGGUCCCUUGAUUAAAUUAGAAGUGAUGAUUAGGGAGCCCUGUCAGAAGACCAAGAGGAAGAGUGUUCUUGCCGUGGGUAAAGGAAAUGUCAAGGUCAAAUUUGAACCAAAUGUUGAUGAGCACCUCGGAGGCACCAACGAUAUCGAGGGCAUCGGUCGGGAAUAUAAAGACCACUUCAGUAAUUCCAUAGAGCGGGAAGGAAACCAGGAGAGAGCAGUUCAGGAGUGGUUCCAACAUGGUGCCUCUGUUGGCCAAGAGGAACGUAGCAACAAAAGCACAACCCCACAGUACUCCCUGGAAGGAAAGGAUAAGAAGCUACUCAAGAGUGGCGGUCCAGACACCUUCACAAGCUUCCCCACUCAAGGGAAGUUACCGGAACCCAACAAUCCCAGUGACCUUACAGUGACCUCCAGGGGCUUAACUGACUUGGAGAUCGGCAUGUGCGCUCUGCUCUGUGUCUUCUGCCUGGCCAUUUUGCUCUUCUUAAUCAACUGUGUGGCAUUUGCUUGGAAAUACAGACACAAAAGAUUUGCUGUGAGCGAACAAGGCAACAUCCCCCAUUCCCACGACUGGGUCUGGCUUGGGAAUGAAGUAGAACUUCUGGAAAACCCCGUGGACAUCACCCUCCCUUCGGAGGAAUGCACAACCAUGAUAGACAGGGGGCUGCAGUUCGAGGAGAGGAACUUCCUUCUCAACGGCGGCUCCCAGAAGACUUUCCAUAGCAACAUCCCCCAUUCCCACGACUGGGUCUGGCUUGGGAAUGAAGUAGAACUUCUGGAAAACCCCGUGGACAUCACCCUCCCUUCGGAGGAAUGCACAACCAUGAUAGACAGGGGGCUGCAGUUCGAGGAGAGGAACUUCCUUCUCAACGGCGGCUCCCAGAAGACUUUCCAUAGUCAGCUACUCUUUUACAGACACGACUGGGGGAAAAUCUAG